This is a messenger RNA of Actinia tenebrosa (Australian red waratah sea anemone), 2033 nucleotides long. Its product is annotated as cilia- and flagella-associated protein 46-like. Gene Ontology annotation, biological process: axoneme assembly; cilium movement involved in cell motility. Lineage: Eukaryota; Metazoa; Cnidaria; Anthozoa; Actiniaria; Actiniidae. Gene Ontology annotation, molecular function: protein binding. The record is from RefSeq and is a predicted model, not a curated record.
AGUCUAAAGGGAGACCAAAAGUUUUGGCUUCAAACCACUCUUCUUCUUGUCGAGGCAUGCCUGUACAAAAUCGAUAAACGCUCUCAAAAUCCUAACAAACCUGACAAAGAAGCUUUGGAAAAGGCUCGUGGGAUUAUUGUUGAUGCUAAAUCACUGUUUCAAGGCUUGUCAGAAGAAAACGAAAACAAGGCCAACUUGUCGGACUACAUCGAGGCUAUCCUAGAAGCCAGGCAUGGCAUAUUAUUAUUUGAUUAUCUCGUUAACGAUGAAAGUAAGGAAAAAGACGAAGAGACGUUAAUGAAUUGCGAUAACGCAUAUCAGUACCUGCGUGGAGCUAGAGAAAAGCUAGCUCAGCUUGGAUAUCGAAGGGAAGCGGCGAGAGUGAUGAGGAAGCAAGCUGCCAUUAAAAGAAUGUUAGCGGAUGGAGCUAAGACUACUGAUGAACGCCAUGAGUAUUUUCUUCAGGCCUAUAGCAUAUUGAUGGAAGCGACCAACAUCGCUGACGCCGUGAUGUAUGAUGCGCAACAAGCAUCACCUUUAUACGAGAUGAGGAUGGUUAGUCUUCCCGUUCAGCGUGAAGCGGUGGACGUCCAUCUCGACUUGACUGAUCUUAUGGUUAGUAUGUUCCUAUGCUAUUCACAAGAGGACCGCAAUAGAAGACAACUCGAGGCUCGUAAAGGCAGUAUGCAGAAGAUGAUAGAUGACUUUGUAAAGAGUGAAGCGGUUCUAUGUAGUGAAGAGAAACAAGAAUGGAAAGAUACUUGCAGCUCUCUUGCCGUGGAUGCUAUGAUGCAGUUAUCAUUGGUUAGUGGAAUGACGAAUGGUUUACCUCAUCUUAGAGCAAAGGUCAUGCAUAGCCUGGGGGUUUGUCUCAGAGCACUGUCAGCUCAUUCGUCACCAGAUGCUGACAAUCAGUGGAAAGAACUCGAACAGAAUCGUACACUUGACUUGGAGAAAGAAACUAUAGAAAAUCAAAGUCAAGAAUCGAAAGAGAACAGCCAAGGUCUGGAUGGCGUCAUGAAGGCAAAUACAAAUGAAUCACGGGAAAUCCUUAAAUAUACUACACAGGCAUUCAACCUCAAUCGAGUAUACACUACAUCCAGGAAAUAUCUGUGUCAAGCGGUUGAAUGUUUAUCACAGGCUGUGCAGAUAGCGUUAAAGGGAGGAUUACGGGAUAUAGUUAGCCAGGCCAGUCAUCAGCUUGUAGAGUGCAUAGGUACACAUGACCCAGCUUCAUCCGCGCAGUAUCUCGCUCUCUAUCAGAGCUGCUAUAUGUCUCAGUGUUUAGAGAAGGUACUGUAUCGUGCACAAGCAGACCCAGCCGUGUCUCGACUAGCAGCCUUAUUGAGACAACGCAAGUUCUUCAGUACUGUCGACUAUUUGACCGAACACUCGUCUGCUGUCGUAUCUUUAAAUCACAAUAAUCUUGGAGACUGUGAGGCCUGGCGACGUUUAUCUAUCAUGAAAAAUCACUUGGAACUAACUAAAGAAUUCUCUGUUACUAACUUACAGUUUGUAGUUCUGCAACACUCCCCUGACAGGCGAUAUCUGUAUGGUGCUGUACUGGACAAAGGAAGGUCUGCUGUAGCAAGUGCUAAACCAGCCAAACAAGCAGGAGCUGUUCCAGUCUCAUUUUCAAGAUGUUUUAGCGGCAAUGGAAGCAUACCUAGAUCCAGUUCUUACUAAACUUUACCCUGCCUUGAAUGCAGAGUCCAUGUCAGGCACGAUCGUUUUGUUAGCCGACGACAAGCUGUUACUUCUUCCAUUGGAAUCUCUCAGCGCCUUUCUAACUCCUCGAGUGACGUCGCUUACCCGAGAUUUCUCAUUACAAUUUCUUUAUCACCGUUUUCAUCAAAACGAAGAAAACGAACAUAAAGGUGAUGCGAAAAAAGGUGGAGGGAAAAAGGGGGACAAAAAACCAGAGAAGCCAUCGACAGCCAAGUCAAAACCUAGUGAUAAAAAGGUAAUGAAAAUAAUGGUAAUAUUCUUAAAAUAUUAAGAAGCGAGGUGGAAAAUUGACUAUUUUCAUUGCU